Messenger RNA from Phialemonium atrogriseum, 825 nucleotides. RefSeq lists its product as uncharacterized. The record is from RefSeq and is a predicted model, not a curated record. The transcript has 2 exons. Lineage: Eukaryota; Fungi; Ascomycota; Sordariomycetes; Cephalothecales; Cephalothecaceae. The coding region runs from base 154 to 825 and encodes 223 amino acids.
GGUCGGCCAGUCUAACCUUAAUCCAGGGCGGCAUCAUUGCCCGGCGUGCCAGACUGGGCGCGUCUGAAAGUAAAUAUUUUCCUGGAAAUCAAUUAAAUCUUCAAUCAGAAACCACGAUGCCGCCAAAGAAGAAGCAACCGCUCGGUAUCACAGAUGCUAAUGCUGGCAUUGGUGCCGGCGCCGAAGCCUAGGUUCGUUCCGUGGCAGCUGCAUCCAUUCAUCCCGUCCUCCGAGAAACGCGCACCCGACCACAAAGGCGGCAGCGAGAACGCCGCCCCCGGCGCUGCAUCCCUCGUGCCCAAGUCCAACAAGCGCAAGUCCGCCGACGGUGCCGUCCCGUCCGGCACCACCGUCGCUCCCGCCGCGAAGAAGGCCAAAGCUGCCAAGCCCAAGCCGGACCCGCUCGACGUCUCGGGCAUGGAGCUCGACGGCGAGGACUCGCACGAAGUGCCCGUCUAUGACACACGCGACACUAUCCGACGCCGCAUCGCCGCCGCCGUCCUCAAGGAUGGCCGCAAGGUCCAGACCAACUCGUUCAGCAACUUCAUGAGUUUCAAGGGAUCCCUGGCUGGCAACUGCAACACCUUCUUCUACGCGUCCUACGUCUUCUUUGAGAAGUUGCGCAUCAAGCAGGGCAAGCCCACGACUGGGGACCGCGAGGUUAUGGAGGCGGGCCACCCCGAUGGCGUGGACGUCACGCGUCAGUCAGGCAAGAUCGGCUACGUUGUUCAUGCUGGCAUGAACGUGAGCAUGGACAAGAAUGGGUGUCCUUUCACCUAUUGGGGGAGAUGUCUCACAGGUGCCGCAGUGUGGAAUGGACGCUGA